Messenger RNA from Plectropomus leopardus (leopard coralgrouper), 1191 nucleotides. It is a transcript of the gene fam131aa, whose product is annotated as family with sequence similarity 131 member Aa. NCBI's taxonomy places the organism in Eukaryota, Metazoa, Chordata, Actinopteri, Perciformes, Serranidae. The record is from RefSeq and is a predicted model, not a curated record.
GGACAGCCUAUGUAACCCAUAUACCGAGCAACAAAUGGUGCGUGUGUGCCGAAGACCUGAUGCUGGAGUUAGGAAGAUGUUUCCGCCGGCUGAGUGGCAUUAAUGAUCCACUGCAGAGGCUGCUGCACGGGCACAAACCGCGCGCUAUCAUCUGUUGAUCGGAUUGGAGACAAUUAAGCGCAUUAUCAUGAGCCGCCGCGGUCCGACUUACAGGUGAAAUUCGAGGAGAGUGAAAUGAUUCCAAAGUCAGGAAAAUCUCCGGCAGACUCGAGGAAAGGUGUUGGCAUCCAGGAGUUUGCAGCGCUUGCCAGAUCCUCCUUGAAUGGUAUCUCUCAGGCAGUGAGGGAUCAUGUGACGAAGCCCACCUCCCUGGCUCAGGGUCGGGUCGCUCACCUCAUUGAGUGGAAAGGUUGGCCCAAACCUACAGACCCCCCGCCAGCCGCACACUUCAGCUCCUACUGCCGUCUGACGGAGGGGGAGAAGGAGGCCCGGUUUGCUGCAGGAGUGGCUGAACAGUUUGCCAUCGCUGAGGCUAAGCUGCGUGCCUGGGCGUCUAUAGAUGACGAUGAGGAGGAAGACUCCAACGAUGAGGACUCAAACGUCAACGGACAGACUCAAAUCUUCUCCAGUCAGGGCUCAGACGCCGCCACAUCCAGUCCUAUCACCGAAGCGCCGUGCCAGCCUGAGGUUGAAGCCGGCGAGGCCCCGCCCUCCGACAGUCACCUUGGCUCCAGCAGCAGCAGCCUGCUCUGUGGAAGGCCUUCAUCUCACAGUGACCCACAUUCAUCCCAGACCAAUUCACCUACUUUACCCAGCGACUGCUUGAGUCCCUUCCUGGAGGAGGAGGAGGAGGAGGAGGAGGAGGAAGAAGAGAGGCUGGAUGGUCACGAGGAGCAGCCGCCUCUAUUGCAGGAGCAGCGCAGUGAGGUCUGCGUCCACCACAAGCCUGAGUGGAGGCCUCGGGCCAGGAGCAGCAGGUUUGACUCCUGCUACUCCACCUCUCACUCUGAGUCGCCUGGAGAGGAGGACGAGGAGGACGAGGAGGAGGAAGGCAGCGUGUUUCACGAUUUUCGAAUGUGGCAUUCCAGCCGGAGAAGCUUCUUCUCCGACAGGGCUUCUUCUGGAGUGGCGUCCUUCGAUGAAGAGGAGGAGAGGGAUGAAGUAGAGGAGAAGAAAGAGUAUUUGAUGUGA